Molecule: messenger RNA, 555 nt
Organism: Macrobrachium nipponense
Lineage: Eukaryota; Metazoa; Arthropoda; Malacostraca; Decapoda; Palaemonidae
Exons: 1
Coding region: 1-555 (184 amino acids)
Source: RefSeq, a predicted model, not a curated record
AUGGAGAAACUAUUGAAGCCUACCCGUCUGGAUCUGGACUCCAGCUCCCCUUCUGCAGCAAAGGAAUGGCGGCAUUGGCCCAAGACGUUUAACAACUUUAUUCAAGAAUGUGGUGAAAUGGCUCCAAAUAAACUAAGGACACUCGUGAACUAUGUCAGUCCUAAUGUGUAUGAAUACAUUGAGGAGUGUGUGAAUUAUGAUACUGCCAUUUCCACUUCGGAAAAGUUAUAUAUUACGGCACCUAAUGAAAUAUUCACCAGGCAUUUACUUGCUACUCGCCAACAAAAGGGAGGAGAAACUUUGGAUGAGUUUUUGAGAGAAUUGCAUAAAUCAGGCAAGGAUUGUAAUAUAAAGGCAGUUAGUGCAGAACAGUACAGAGAAGAGCUGAUCAGGGAUGCUUUUAUAAAUGGCUUAGCCUCACCUAUGAUUCGGCAGCAUCUUCUUGAAAAUAAAACUCUAGACUUACAGGCAGCUUACGACCAGGCUUACUCUUUAUGUAAUAAUCACAUUAAGAAUCAUAUAUUUUCCAUAUAUGUAAAUAAGCCCAUGACCUAA